CCCGCUCCCGGCCCCUCCUCCCUUCCCUCAGGGGGAGACCGUGGCGCGGCGUUUCCCCUCCAGAGACCGGCCUGAGAGCCGGCGGGGCGGAGCGGUGUUCCUCGGCGGCUGGCUCGGGCCAUGGACGAGCUGCUGCUGCUGCCCACGGCCGUCCUGGAGGUCUGCGUCCUGCUCGGAGCCUCCCGGGAGAAGGCGAGAGAGGCGCGUCAGCUGGCACAACAAAAGGACGUGAGAACCGUUCCACUUGAACCGGAGAUUCUUUCCGUUUUUGUGCCUCCGUUUAUCAGCAAGGAAGACCUGCAAGCUCUUCCUUUAAAUAGCAAUGCUCUCAAUAAAGCGAAGCGCCGUUCUUUCCGGAAAAAGAAAGAGAAAUUUAAGACGGAGGACGCAAAGGCUCUGAAUGGAGCCCCCAAGACACCGGAGGAUGAAGACAUCACCAUCCCCAAAGAUGUCGACCUGAAUGGAUUGCUUCAGCUUUGCUUUCCAGGAGGAUUUUAUAUCACGUGUGAGUCGAGAGAGGACCACUUUCAUUUUCUCGUUUUCACCGAUGUUUUUGGAAACCGGACUUACGGAGUUGUGGUCCAGUAUUACCAGACAAUACAAGAGGGACGCCUUUAUAACGGACAGGCACGUUGGGAUAACCUUCCGCACUCCAAAGCCGAGUCGUAUUUUGUACCAUUUGCCGUUUGUGUCAUAUCCAGGUACCCUUAUUUCAACGCCUUGAAGGACUGCUUGUCUUGCUUAUUGCUACGGCUGAAGCCUUACAAAGACUUAGAAAUCGAGCAACAUCUAAAAGAAUUUGCAGCAAGGUUAUCCUUGAUACCCAGCCCUCCUCCUGGGCAGCUUCAUCUGCUAUUUAACCUGAAGCCUCUUCAAGUCGUCUUUCCAUCUCAGGAAGAUCCCGACAGCCCGCUUGUGGAUUUGGAUCUACAUCUUCCCUUCCUUUGCUUCAAACCGGAACAGAUUUUACAGAUAAUUACUUGUAUUUUAACUGAACGGAAAAUUGUCUUCUUCUGCUCUGACUGGGCCCUGCUGACCCUGGUAUCCGAAUGCUUCAUGUUGUACAUCCAUCCCAUUCAGUGGCAACACACGUUUGUACCAAUCCUGUCUCGUCAGAUGCUGGACUUUGUCAUGGCGCCCACCUCCUUCCUGAUGGGGUGUCACAUCGAUCACUUUGAGGAAGUUUGCAAGGAAGCUGACGACUUAAUUCUAAUUAACAUUGAUACUGGCGAUAUCGCUCAAUCCAAGUCCUCCGAGGAGGCGACCGACAUUCCAGAUGUGCCAGCAGAGGCCGGCAGAGUUUUUAUAGCACGAUCUGAAAGCCUUCAGCUGCACUAUGACCUGGAACUCUCCCACCUGGGAACCUCCACCGACUUCACUGAAAUACAAGGGCGCCGGAGAACAUGGCAACGGAAGCUGAAUUCUGAAAUUCAGCAGAUCGCUCUGCAGUUCAUCGUCAAUAUCUUCAGAGAGGUGAAGGACCAUUUGAACUAUGAACACAGAGUAUUUAACAGUGAAGAAUUCUUAAAAACAAGAGCAAUAAAUGACCAGCUUUUUUACCGAAAGGUACUGGAAACUUACAUGUUUCACGCUUUUCUCAAAGCCCGCCUUAACCAAAGGAUGGAUGCUUUUGCUUACCUAGAGCAGAGCACCCAAAACGAAGAAGACCGGUUCAACUUCCUGGUUGGUAAUCCGAGAAGGCUAACGAUGGAGAAAAUGAUUUCUCAAAGGUUUAAUCCUCAGUACAUGCUCAGCAGGCGCAUGGGGAUGAGCUUGCCGAAUCUGCACGACAUUAAGCCGAACGAUGGCCCAACUAGGAAUGCAUCCCUUCGGAGUAUCAACACUACACAAGCUAAAAGAUCCAUUUCGAAACCCAUCAGCACUUUCAGGAUUCCAGAAAUCCACUUCCCACUGAUGGGUCAGUGUGUCCAGACCUAUUACGUCGAUUUUACUAACCAUCUGAGCAGAGCGAUCACGAUUUUGUCACCGGAGAACUCUGCGCUCCUAGCGAGGUAUUUCUACCUUCGGGGACUUAUAAGUCUGAUGCAAAAAAAAUUCCUAAGUGCCCUUUCGGACUUCCAAAAUCUGUACAAGACAGACAUCAGGAUAUUCCCGACGGAGCUUGUGAGAAAAUUGAUAGAAAACCUCUCAGCCCUGGAUCGCUCCCAGGCAGAUCAGAAGCCCGAACUGAAGAGGUUGAUCAGUCACCUAAUGGACAAACAAAGAGAGGUCAUCAAAACCGAUGAUCACGUGAAGAAAUUUGAGUUGCCAAAAACUCACAUGCAGGUGGAGGACUUUGUAAAGCGCAUCCAGGAAUCUGGGAUUGUCAAAGAUACUGACACCAUCCAUCGGUUGUUUGAUGCAUUAACCGUAGGGCAGCAAAAACAAAUUGACCCGGAAACAUUUAAAGACUUUUAUACCUAUUGGAAGGAAACAGAAGCAGAAGCCCAAGAUGUGAACCUGCCUCCGCGAGUAAUAGAACACCUGGACAAAAACGAGUGUGUUUAUAAGUUAUCCAGCUCAGUAAAAACUAACAAAGGAGUUGGGAAAAUCGCACUGACACCGAAGCGCCUGUUCCUGUUGACGGAAGGAGCCUGUCCCGGCUAUCAAGACAUCGCAGCGUUCAGAGAUAUAGAGGAAGUAAAAAACUCCAGCGUUACUUUUCUGCUCCUCAAGAUUCCUACGCUGAAGAUAAAAAUGAAGUACAAAAAGGACGUUUUUGAAGCCAAUCUGAAGUCUGAGUGCGAUCUUUGGCACUUGAUGGUGAAAGAGAUGUGCGCUGGGAAGAAAAUGGCAGAUGACCAUAAGGAUCCACAGUAUCUUCAGCAAGCCCUUACCAACGUUCUUCUGAUGGAUGCCGUGGUAGGCUCCCUGCAGUCAUCCAAAGUAAUCUAUGCAGCUUCGAAGCUCUCUUACUUUGACAGGAUGAAGAACGAAGUGCCCAUGAUGGUCCCCAAAACAACGACUGAAACACUAAAGCACAAGAUCAACCCAUCAGCUGGCGAAACAUUCCCACAAGCAGUGGAAGUCUUGCUCUAUACACCAGGCCAGCUUGAAUCCACAGAAAAACUCGGAGAUGCCCAUCCAAAACUGUGGUGCGCUUUGAACGGAGGGAAAGUGGUGGUCUUCGAUGCAUCCUCGUGGUCUCUGCAGCAUUCUUUCAAAGUGGGGAGCGCUAAGCUGAAAUGUAUGAUCAUGGCAGAACAAAGUCAAGUUUGGAUCGGCUCUGCAGAUUCCGUCAUUUAUUUGAUCAACACUCACAGCAUGUCUUGCAAUAAGCAGCUGAACGACCAUCGCUUUGAAAUUGUGGACAUCGUGGUGGAUAACAGAGAGAGCCUCCCCAGCGAGGCGUAUUCCUGCAGCGUGGACGGCACAGUCAUUGCUUGGAACAUCAGCACUUUGAAAGUGAACCGUCGAUUCCAGCUGCCUUACGAAACGGUGACUUCAAUUCAGUUCUACAAGAACCGGCUUUGGUGCUGUAUACAAGACGACAUCGUUGUGGUCACCACAAACGGGCUGGUUCGCCAAAAGCUGAGGCUGCAGAACGUGCCCACCGGACUCCCGACGCCUUUGCUCUGCUUCCAGUUGUUUCCUGAGCGGGAUGAAGCGUGGGCUUCGUGGUCCGGCAGCAGUGAGCUCUUGAUCUGGAACAUGGAGGAUUUCUCAACCCCCUUACAGAAGCUGAAGCUGUCAGACUGUUCAGAAAUCACCUGCGCGAUCAAAGUGAAAAGUCAGAUGUGGGUCGGUGGCCGAGGACUCUCCCAAGGGAAGGUCAAAGGGAAGGUCUACGUGGUGGAUAUGGAAAGGAGACUGGUGGAAAAAGAGCUGGUCGGACACCCAGAUGUCGUGAAGUCCUUGUGCUCCGCAGAGGAUCGAUACGUCUUGAGUGGAGGCGGAAAGGAAGAAGGGAAAAUUGCGAUCUGGCAGGUGGAAGAGAGUCUGGGCUUCCAGUUCGUUUAACGAAUCAUUUUAAAAAAACUGAAUAUAGAAAUUAAUGUUUCCUUUAAUUUAUUUCUGCCACAAAUUGCAUUACGAGGCCGUCCUCAACUUACAACAGUUUGUUUCCUGACCGUUCAAAGCUACAGCGGCGGUGAAAAAGGUGACUUACGACCUUUUUUCAUAGUUAACGACGGUGGCAGCAGCCCUAAAGGUCACGUGAUCAAAAUCCCUGGUUCGUAUUUAUGACGGUCGCAGCUUCCCGGGGUCACGUGAUCCCUUUUUGCGACCUUCCAACACGUGAAGUCAACAAGGGAAAGACGGAUUCGCUGAACAGCCAGCUUACUAACUUAUCAACUGCAGUGUUCCGCUUAACCCUGGUGAGAAAGGUCGUAAAAGGGGGCAAAGCUCACUUAACAAAUGUCUCACUUAGCAACGGAAAUUUUGGGCUCAGUUGUGGCCGUAUGUUGAGGACUACCUGUACUAAGAAGAGAGCAUAGUAGGGAAUCCCUGAAUCCUUGUUAAUACAGGCUGUCCUCGGUUUAUGGUUUCUCCCAUUUUAUGACCUUUCACGCCACAGUCGUUAAGCAAAUCACUGCUGAUGUUAGGUAGUAACACCGUUGUUAAGUGAAUCUGGAUUCCCCCCCCCCAUUGACUAUGCUUGUCGAAAGGUCAC
Messenger RNA from Crotalus tigris (Tiger rattlesnake), 4612 nucleotides. RefSeq names its product DENN domain containing 3 (gene DENND3). The coding region runs from base 121 to 3960 and encodes 1279 amino acids. The record is from RefSeq and is a predicted model, not a curated record. Lineage: Eukaryota; Metazoa; Chordata; Lepidosauria; Squamata; Viperidae. Gene Ontology annotation, cellular component: cytoplasmic vesicle. The transcript has 23 exons. Gene Ontology annotation, biological process: regulation of Rab protein signal transduction. Gene Ontology annotation, molecular function: protein binding.